Lottia gigantea (owl limpet) is the source of this 1730-nucleotide messenger RNA. RefSeq lists its product as hypothetical. Lineage: Eukaryota; Metazoa; Mollusca; Gastropoda; Lottiidae. The transcript has 8 exons. Bases 51 to 1190 code for a protein of 379 amino acids. The record is from RefSeq and is a predicted model, not a curated record.
AGCUUCAAAGGAAUAUCAAACCUUACUGAAAGUCUAUUUACAAAUUAAAAAUGACAUCCCACUUUGAUAAUGAUAUUGCUGCUCUAGUAGUAGACAAUGGAUCAGGAAUGUGUAAGGCAGGUUUUGCUGGUGAUGAUGCACCGCGAGCAGUAUUUCCUGCAUUAACAGGCAGACCCAAAUACCAGGCUGUAAUGGUAGGAAUGGGUAAUAAAGACUGCUAUGUUGGUGAUGAGGCUCAGAGUAAACGAGGAAUGCUAGCUUUACAUUACCCAGUAGAACAUGGUAUUGUUACUAACUGGGACGAUAUGGAGAAAAUUUGGCACCAUACUUUCUAUAAUGAAUUACGAGUAGCUCCCGAGGAACAUCCUGUUUUAUUAACCGAAGCUCCUUUAAAUCCUAAAGCUAACAGAGAAAAAAUGACACAGAUUAUGUUUGAAACAUUCAACACCCCAGCUUUCUAUGUUGGUAUACAAGCUGUAUUAUCAUUAUAUGCCUCUGGUAGAACAACUGGUAUUGUUUAUGAUUCUGGUGAUGGUGUAUCUCAUGUCGUACCUAUAUAUGAAGGUUAUGCCUUACCUCAUGCUAUCAAAAGAGCAGAUUUAGCUGGACGAGAUUUGACUCAUUAUCUACAACGUAUUUUACAUGAACGUGGAUAUAAUUUUACUACUGCUUCUGAAAGUGAAAUUGUGAGAGAUAUUAAAGAGAAGAUAUGUUAUUCAGCUUUGGAUUUUGAAGCUGAAAUGGAAACAGCAGCUAAAUCUUCAAGUUUAGAGAAGAGUUAUGAAUUACCUGAUGGUUCAGUUAUAACUAUUGGUAACGAGAGAUUCCGCUGUCCUGAAAUACUCUUUCAACCUGCUUUUAUAGGAAAGGAAAAUGUCGGCGUUCAUGAAAUGUUGAAUAAUUCUAUAAUGAAUUGUGAUAUUGAUAUUAGACGAGAUUUAUAUAGUAAUAUUGUUCUUUCUGGUGGUUCUACUAUGUUUCCUGGUAUAGCUGACAGAAUGAUGAAAGAAGUAUCGUCAUUGGCUGCUAAUACAAUUAAAUGUAAAGUUAUCGCCCCUCCUGAAAGAAAAUACUCUGUUUGGAUUGGUGGAUCAAUUUUGGCCUCCUUAUCAACAUUUAGUCAAAUGUGGAUUACAAAAGAGGAAUAUGAUGAAUGUGGCCCUGGAAUUGUUCACAGAAAGUGCUUUUAAGGCAAGAUAAGAUUCUCUGGUGUGCAAUUUCAUCCAACUAUUUCGAUUCGAUUUAAAUUUGAUCACAAAACUAUAUCUAGGCCUAGUUUGCUUCAUUUUGUUUACCAUUUUUAGAUCCCUUGGUAUGUAAUGUAGUCCCGAAGGAUACAUCAAAACGAUCAAUCUAAAUGGUCCUCGGGAAGUAGCUGUAGGGCCUACUCUUUUUUGAAUCGGGAAAAAAUAUUAAAUGUAUAUAAUUUUAUUGUAUCUGACUGUGAUAAAUUAGAUAUAAAUAUUCAAUAUUUAAUCGUAAGAUAAUGGUUAUUAUUGUAAAAUAAUUUGAUUAAAGUUGUAAUAAAAUUGUUUAAUAAAUUAGAAAGUAGUUUGAUAACCUAGAAUUGACAGUUUUUAAAAUUAGAUUGAGUUUAAUGCAACUUUCCCUGUUAUUGUUUUUUGUUUUAUGUUACCUCUUAUAUUGAUUUGUAAUAGGCCUAAUCGAUAAGACUCGUGUAUAUAGAUUUGUAUAUUGAUAUUUACCAAUUAAAAUAAUUCCAAGAAUUU